Molecule: messenger RNA, 5865 nt
Organism: Guillardia theta CCMP2712
Lineage: Eukaryota; Cryptophyceae; Pyrenomonadales; Geminigeraceae
Exons: 16
Coding region: 1-5865 (1954 amino acids)
Biological process (GO): regulation of transcription by RNA polymerase II
Cellular component (GO): mediator complex
Molecular function (GO): transcription coregulator activity
Source: RefSeq, a predicted model, not a curated record
AUGUCGAGAAAUCGUCCAAUGCAAAAUUUUGUCCAAGCAGUCCUAGUGUUCUGGGCCGUGAUCAAAAACCAUCCUGAUCAAGUUGUCGCAGUCAACCAGCCUAAGGACUUCUCGGAUAUGAUUCGACAACAGCUGGAGUCUGCUAGAAUAGCGAUUCCAGCAGGAAGGGAAAUUUUGAACAGCAAGCUAGGGUAUCCGGACUUUGAAAUAGCAACCGGAAAUUCAGAAGAAGAUCAGCUUACGGAUAAACGUCUGCGAGAAGGAUACUGCGAUCCAGCUGCAGGACUCUAUGCUGUUGGGACCUCCACUACUCCUUUGUCCGAAAGAAACGACGAACAUGGCAGUAUGGAAGAGAAGUUUGGAAGACACGACUUUGAAACAUUGCGUGAAAAGCUGAAGCUUCCAAAGCGAGAGUCCAACAAAAGACCUCGCCGUGUGCGGCAUAAAUGUUCCUUGUUUCCGGAGCCGGAACACUUGGGAGAAAACACACUGAUGAAUUGGUUGAAAAGCCUUGCAGCCUGUGAAGAACCUCUCAAAGACUUAGCUAAACAGGUACCGUACGUGAGCGGAAACAGCAGUUACAACCCUCGUGCGAAGGAGCUUUUGAAUCGAAUGACAGAGCUUCAAGUUCCUCUCCUGCGAGCAGUCUGGUUUGUGAAAGUGACGCUCCUGAAGCAAUACAUGGACGCCACUUCGCAAGUGCCAACCGAACAAGUAGACAGAAAUAUGGAGAGAAAAUUGACUGAUGCGUGGACUGAAACUAUGACCUCAUACAUGCAUGAUCACUUCUUAAAGUUUGCAAAGAGUCGCGGUGAAUGCGAAACUGGGAUCCAGGUUGAGAGCUUGGUUAAGAAGUGGGCAUAUGUUGUUCGUUUUGCUGACUGGUGCUACCAUGAAGGCAUACUCAACCGAAUCAUUUACAUGAAAUGGGUUAUUGAUGAGUUUCAAAAGUCUGUGAAAGAUCCUUUGACUGAAACUUCAUGGAGCGCUGAAUUGAUGCUACCUCUCAUUGUAAAUAUUUUCCCCGAAUUGUGCCGCCUAAGGACAGAAAUACCAGAGUUGAUCCGGGUCUGCGUGAAUCGUUACAUGCGGGAGUGUGUAUUCCUUCCAGGAACUCCAGGAUUUGCUGUGGCAUACCAGCAGGCUCAACAGGCUCAGCAACAGCAGCCAACACCUCAGGGGUCGCAAAAUCAGCAGCCUCAGACUACUCCGCAAACGGCCCAGCAGCUUCCACCAUCACAGCCCCCGCAGCAGAUGUAUGGUGCUCCCAUGCAAACUGGUUUGCCAGGACCAAGAGGUCAGAAUUUGCAGCAGCUGCCUCAGCAAUCGAUGAAUCAGCCUCAAAAUCUCAACCCCUCUCUCUUGCCUGGAGCUGCUGCGGCUGCGGCUGCUGCUGCUAAUGCGGCCUCCACCUAUGGCAUUCUGAUGGGGGGGAAUCCAAGCAACCUAUUAUCUGCAACAGAGUCGACUGCAAAGCUUUUGCUCAACUUGAAAAAGCUGGUGAAAUCGCUACUUCUGAUGAGCCCGGAAGCAUUCAUAUCCUUGCAUCCUGAAAUUCAGACCGCGUGGAGGUUGAUAGAAUCAGAUGCUAUCAAGUUCCCCAGAUCUGAUGGCAACCUGUUCGAUUUCAAUGGAUUAAAGUUGGCCUUGAGAAAGGAUCCCUUCACAUCAACCCCAACCUCAUGGUUAAGUGUUGCGAUGCCUUGGGUCGAGCAUGAAAGAAAGAUGAAGAGCCUGUGGGAUGACUUGGGUCCUGGGAAGGUCCUUGGAGAUCUCAUCGAUUCUCUCGACAAAUGCUGUGCCGGGCGAUCAGCUUGUGACAUGACGAGACUGCGCGAAACAUGGAUUAAACCAGCAAUGAACAGUACGUGGCAAGUUGUCUUUGAAGAGCACCGGAAAGCUAGAACGUUUGUCAAAAUUGUUUGCGGAUGGGCUGUCUCAAGGUAUCGAGAGCAUGUUCCUGAGGCUGUAUAUGUUGCAGCAAGCUUUCUGAAAGGCCUAGACCAAAACUUGUCAGAAUUUUUCAAAAUCGACAUCAAGGAUAAUGAUUCUCAGAGUGGUACUCAAAGCAACAGUCCAGAUGGUCAGAACGAGUCAGCAUCAUCACCGAUGCAGAUGGAUACAACAGAUGAGAACGAAUAUUCCUUGCAUGCCUACAUUGAGGAAUUCCUGGAAAGCUUCGAGCCUGAAUCUGGGUAUGAAGAGCCGGAAAUGGAUACUCUGGAGCGUUUGAUUGGAGAGUUGAUUCGAAACCGAGUAUUUGAUCACAACAUGUGGAUUUUCGGGUUGAUUGCAAGAGGGGCUUUCCAGAAAAACAACUCUAGUAGUCCUGAGAACAAGUUUCGAAAGCAUCACAGAUUGCUUGCGAACAUUCCCUCAUAUCCCGAAGCAAGGCAUGAUUCAUGUCAACGACGGAUCUUGUUGAGAAGCAUCGGUGUGAUGGACAUGGGUCCAUGCUCUUUGUUCUACGCCCUGAAGAUUGUCAGGUUCUUAUCAUGGUCAGCUUCUGACCUAGACCAGAAGAGAUUGAAAACAACGCCGGGAACGGAGAUCCUGGAAUCAUUCACGAACGCUGCAGCUGAGUUGAAAGCGAUCGGUCGUUUUGACCCUUCAAGGAUCAACGCAAUCGAAUGGGAAGAGUCAGUGAAUUUUGUCUGGCUGCAGCACGAACGACAUCAUGAUUACUCUGACGCAUUUACUGAUGGGAUAUUGUCAUCCCGUGGUCUUUCCAUACUGUUUUCAUCUCUCUACAAGAUCAUGCUGGAAGUUCCUCUCUAUGUCAGAGUUCAAUUGUGCAGGCACAUCGCGUCUGUCAUUCAGUACAUCGCCGACAGGACACGAAGUGUGGAGUUUGAGCUCAUCGAGCCCAGCGACAUUCCAGAGGAUCUCAAGUUGACAGAUGAAGUACUUUAUCGAGCGAUCACCUUGUUGGAGUGUGCGGGAGAUCUGAAAUGCCUGAUUGCUCUCCUCGAAUGGCUGAUUGAAAACUUCCCUUCAGCCCUUGCAGCGAUGACAAUGUUCAGUCACCUCCGGACGAUCAGAGCACUGGACAUCGCCUCUAGAGUCUUUGAUCUGUCGUUGACUGCCUUGCUGAAGACCGAGGCCUCAAAUAAACAGAAUGCUGCGAUGGGCAUCUCUGAACUGCUUUCUGCAAUGAUCCGACAUGGCAGUGAGUCAGACCUCAAGAGCUUCGAAGAGAAGAUGACUGCUAAAACGACCGGCUUAAAAUCGCCUCUGGGACCGAAGGCAAGUGCUGUCAGCCAGCUACUGCAAGACGCACUAGAAAACAAACCAACCAAACGUCCUGACGUACACGCAAACGUCGAUGAUGUUGAACUCAAAGAGUCUAUCAAGGCCGCAGAACAGCGACCGGAACUUUCUGACCUUGUUGGCAGAAUAUUUUCUGGAGGGCAUACGAUUCAGGAGGUCGCGGAGCAGAUCAAAAAGCAUGUUGCAGAAGCGAACAUCAGUCACAGUGUUCUCGUAGCAGCUAUCCUAAGGUGUGCUGUGAACGGCACUUUGAAAGAGAUUCGGAGCAACUACAGAUUCGGUUGCACCGGGUUUGCUCUUUCUUCCAUGCUAAGCCUUCUCGCUGCACUGGAACAUCACUAUGGGAAAAUGCACUUGGCGCGUAUUGCGUUGAACAUCGUGAUGGACCGGAUGUAUGAGACUGCGACGCCUCUAACUCCUGCCACUCCUGACAGUCUACCAAACCCUAAAUCUAGGGUAGGAGAUGACGCCGAUCUGACACUGAGACAAGAUGCUACCUUGGCAUUUGUAGGAGGCCUACUCGCCAAAGGUCUUCUGAUAUGGGAGGAUAUUGAGAAGCAGGUCAAAGCCAAGCUUGAAGAUGUUGUCAAUGGCAAACACCCUCACUUAGCCAGACUACUCCUCAACUUCGUGGAGAUGUUACUUACUGACAAACGGAAAGGGGCAGCGGCUAUGAUGAUCCGGAUAGACUGGCAGAAAUUGCGAGUUUUGAGGCAGACGCAGCCGACUUUAUCGGACGUAUACAUCAUGUUAAAGUAUCUUGUACAAAUUAUAGAUCAAAGAGACUGGAAGCAACCUGCUCUCACCUGCAUGCAGCAGGUCGUUCAUGACCCUGGCUUCUGUCGGAUCAUCUUAUGUGAUGAUCCGCGCUCUUUCCUCAAGGACUGCUGCAAAGCUUGUAUGUUAACACUCAGGACAGCACCAGACGUCAUCUCUCCAUUCCGCUACUUCACUUUCCUUCCGGGCAACGGAAGCAGAGAUGGACCUCUUGCUGCUGUUCAAGAUGUCAUUGCGCGUGUUGGCCGUUGGUCGCUCCAUUACGAUUGCAUAGAGUUGAGGAUCUUGGUCGACGCAUGGAAAGGAGGACUUGCCGACCUCACCGAGAACAUGCCUGAGCCGAACGGAUGGAAAGCUAUGGCGUCUCAUCCUGCAGUGGACCAGGAUAAGGUGAACAACUUCCAGUCACAGCUGUCUGACGACAAGUUGAACGAGCUGAACGAGGCGUUCUUGCGGAAUCAAGAUCAGAUCAUCGAGCAUCAUGUGGUUGAAAUGCUGCUGGCUCAGCUCUGGAGGUCUCCUCGGAAUGUAUCUCGUGUCCUGGACUUUGCCAAGGCUAUGGGACAGUCUUUCCAGGACCGAGAGCUCAUGGGAAGCGGGGGCUGGUUCGAGGAGAAGAUGGUGAGUAUCGUACUCGCCGUCAUGUCGUGCGAACCGAUCGCCAAGGCGAACAUGGGUAUCGAUAGCUUCUUCAGGGACUUCAUCCACCCGAGCUCCUUGAACGCUGACAGAGGGAGUAAGAUUGUGGAUGACAACGAGCAUACUGCCUCGUUCGAGCUGGCGCUGGUUCACGUCAUCGAGAGGUACGGCAUCCUGCUGCCCAACAUCCAGCAAGAUCGGGACGGAGCUUCGGUGCAGCUGUUGAGCCUGAGGAAAGAUUGUAUCUCCAAACUGAUCUCCUUGAUAAACACUCUGGUGGACCAGGCGAACUCUGGUGAAUUCCGCAACGAUUAUCCACUGGAGGCUCAGGGUGCUGAAAGUGCCUCGUCAUCCCAGCCCAACGUGGGGUCUUUGCAGCGAGCGUUGAUUUUGAGGCUUCAGAUGUUGAGUGCCAGCCUGGUGUACCUUCCAGACGAGGACCCGCAGAACAAGUCGCGAGAGACUCUCAAGUCCGUUAUCGACUGCAUCAAGUUCGUCUUCUCCUGCAAGACUCUCCUCGGAUAUGAGCUGGGCGAUGGCGUCUAUCGCACUGCCAUGCUCAUCCUCGACAGGGCGGGCUCAGGCAGGGACUCGCUUCUCACUCAGCGCGACAGCCGCGGCGUCGUCAAGACCAUGGGCCAGUGGUUCCGCAGCGAGGCGCAGAAGGAGCUCUUGAGGAUGAAGUUCCCCCGGCUCGUUGCUUCCAAUCUCAGCCUGGAGCUGCCGGUAGGAGGCGUCAGCCUGACCAACGGAGGGUUCGUCAGGCAGGCUCCUCACGAUUGGAACUACGCGGAAGAGACGGGAGUCUUUGGCACGGGCCUCUGCUCCUUCGACCAACUCUUCGAGCUGGACCCCUGGCUCCUCCUGGAAGACUUCCCUCAGGGGGUCCUUUCCCGCCACCUCCAGCAAGUCAAGCGCCGGCCCCGCAAGAGGCUAAGGUUCGAGUUCGCCAGCCCCGAGCAGAUCGCAGCCGAGAAGGCGCUGGCAGAGAAGGCGGCGCAAGAGAAAGAAAUGGCGGCGGCGGCAGCUGAAGAAGUUGUCGAAGAAGUUGGUUUUGACGUCGGUUUCGUCGAGCCGGGGACGAGCAUGUUGAGCGGGCCGAGCAACGACUGGCCGGGAGGAUGGGGAGGAGGAGGGGCGGUGACAGACAGCAUCUUUACAGACUUGGAUCUUGUCUAG